Molecule: messenger RNA, 5115 nt
Organism: Sebastes umbrosus (honeycomb rockfish)
Lineage: Eukaryota; Metazoa; Chordata; Actinopteri; Perciformes; Sebastidae
Product: sortilin-like
Exons: 20
Coding region: 80-2515 (811 amino acids)
Biological process (GO): Golgi to endosome transport; endocytosis; vesicle organization
Cellular component (GO): Golgi apparatus; membrane
Molecular function (GO): protein binding
Source: RefSeq, a predicted model, not a curated record
UGGUGAUGAGAGGGGGGCAACAGUUGGGACAGAGAGAGGAGCUGCUCGUUGAGUCUUAAGUUACAGUCUUCUUGUAAACAUGCUCUCCUCCGUGGUGUCCUGCAUUUUGGCGCUCGGGUUGUUGUUGUUGUCGUCUGCGCUGGGCUCAGACCUCCACGAGGGAGAAAACUCGUCAGGUUUGAGGAGGCUGAAGAGGGAGUUAGUCGGUGAUGAGGAGCGACUUAGUUUAGAGAAGUUAAAACGCAGCGCAGGACUGAAUGAACAGACAUGUACAGAUCUGCCUGGAGGAGAGGCAACCCUGCAGAACAACACACACUCUUUCACCUUCAAAGUGAGGACCAUGGGUUCACUGUCACUGGCCUGGGUGGGAGAUGGAUCUGGGGUGCUGCUGGUGUUGACGACAUUUCAGGUGCCGUUGUUCAUGAUGCGUUUCGGCCAGUCCAACCUCUACAGGAGUGAAGACUAUGGGAAGACAUUCAAAGAUGUGACUCACCUGAUCAACCACACCUUUAUCCAGAGUGAGUUUGGCAUCGCCAUCAGUCCCGACCACUCUGGCAAGGUGAUGCUCACUGGUGAUGUGUCAGAAGUCGGGGGGUUUAAGCUGUUUCGCUCGCAGGACUUUGGCGUGACCUUUGUACCAACCGACCUGCCGUUUGAGCCCCUCAUUCAGAUGCUGUACAACCCUGGAAACAGCGACAUACUACUGACGCUCAGCAUCACGCUGGACCUGUGGCUAUCUGAGGAUUUCGGUGCCACCUGGAGGAAGAUCCAUGACAGUGUUUGUUUGGUCAGAUGGGGUCCAAAACACACUAUCUACUUUACAACGAACUACAAUGGAUCAUGCAAUGAUAAAGGCAUGUUGGAGUUAAGGACGACGGCAGACUACGGUCGAAGUUUCAAGACCAUCGCAACCAGAGUUUACUCCUUUGUACUGGGAGGGCGCUUUGUUUUUGCCUCCAUCAUGACUGGCACGGGAACAGAGCGUAUGAUCCACGUGUCAGUGGACGGAGGCGAGGUGUGGAACAUGGCGCAGCUUCCUACAGUCAACCACGAGCAGUUCUACUCCAUCCUGGCAGCCAAUCAGGACAUGAUAUUCAUGCAUGUGGACAACCCUGGAGACUCCGGUGUUGGGACCAUCUAUGUGUCAGAUGACAGAGGAGCCGUGUUCUCCAAGUCUCUGGAGCGCCAUCUUUACACGACCACAGGAAGCGACACUGACUUCACCGCCAUUGCUUCACUCAGGGGCGUCUACAUGACCAGCGUGCUCACAGAGGAUGGUGCAAUGGAGACAGUGAUCACCUUUGACCAAGGAGCAAAGUGGCAGACGCUGCGCAGACCACAGAAUAGCCACUGUGACACUGAGACCUCCACCAACAGGCCUAACAGAUGCAGACUUCACAUCCACGCCUCCUACAGCACCACCAUGAAGAUGAACGUACCCAUGCUGCCUCUCUCACAGCCCAGUGCUGUGGGCGUCAUUCUAGCCCAUGGCAGCAUUGGAGACGCAGAGUCAGCUCUCUCCCCUGACGUGUACGUGUCUGACGACGGGGGCUACUCGUGGCUGUUGGCUCUCAGGGGCCCCCACCAUUAUGCUAUACUGGACUCUGGAGGGCUGCUGGUGGCUGUGGAGCACACCAACUCACCUGUCAAUCAGAUCAAGUUUUCAACAGAUGAGGGGCAGUGCUGGCAUACGUAUAACUUCACCAGCGACCCGCUUCACUUCAGUGGUAUGGACAGCGAGCCCGGCUCUCGCUCCAUGAACGUCAGCCUGUGGGGCUACAGGAACGACUUCAGUAAAUGGGUGGUGAUGACCAUCGACUUCAGGAAAAUCCUCACCAGAGACUGUACUGAAGAGGACUAUGUCCAGUGGCUGGCUCACUCUGCAGACCCCAGUGGGUCAAGUGAUGGCUGUGUGCUGGGCUAUAAAGAGACCUUCUUACGCCUGAGGAAAGACUCUGUCUGCUGGAACGGGAGGGACUAUGGCAUCACUAAGAAGCUGUCCCCCUGUCCAUGCACAAUGGACGAUUAUCACUGUGACUUUGGAUAUUACCGGCCAGAGAACAGCUCAGAGUGUGUGGAGCAGGAGGAGCUGAAGAGUCAUCCUCUUGAGUUCUGCUUAAACGGGACAACUGAACAGCUUCAGACUAGCGGCUACCGGAAGAUUCCAGGAGACCAGUGUGAGGGAGGUUUCCAGCCAGAUAGGAAGGAGACGGACCUGAGGAGGAUGUGCACCAGCAACGCCCUUUAUCCAAAUUCUCUGACUGAAAGCAGCUCACCGAACACCGCUGUCAUAGUGAUGGUUGUCAUAGCGAUGCUUCUGACGAGUGCUGUUGCAGGCGUUUGGCUGGUUAAGAAAUACGUCUGCGGGGGACGGUUCCUCGUGCACCGAUACUCUGUGAUGAGGGAACACGUUGAGGCUGAUAAAAUAGAAGGAGUCGAUGAUGUUGACACUCACUAUAUGGAGACAGGAAAAGAACAGUACAACGAAGACUCAGAUCAGGACCUCUUAGAAUAAGGUGAACAUUUCUCCACUCAAAGGCUCUUCAAGACUAAAUUUGUACGCAGUCUUUCAUGAUGCCUGGGCACUCCUGUUGCUCCCACAUGCCGAUUAACAUCUGCUUCUCACUUCUUGCUGUCCCCUGGUGGCUGGAGGACUCAACGGCAACUCACAUUGCUUCCUUGUACCAGUUGAGUCUCCCACAAAAAGGCGAACCGGUGGUUUUGGGGAGGGGGGACGAACCCAGCGCAGAGCAGAAGAAAGCCUCUGGGGUCCCUGGAGAGCUUUUGUCGUUUCUGUCACAAAGAGUUCUGUAAAGACCACUGAGUCUGAAUACGUGCUCUGUAUGUUUCCUCUCAUGCUGACCUGAGAAAAGAUGGCCUUUCAUAUCGUGAUGCACUGCAGAAGCACAAUACAGAGGCUAGAUAUACUGUAGAGGCUUGCAGAACAGUUUAUAUCAUAAGAGUUAGGGAACAAUCAAGCAACAGAACACAGAAAAUAGUCAUCAGUAUUUUAGCUCAGAGAAUAUGUCUGCUGUCAGUUCACUAGUUUUUGUACUCAGUAAAAUUAAAACUUGUACGAUACAGUGCUGUUGUGCAUGGCGGCCAUUUAACCGUUAAUUUUGUCAGCUUCAUCAGUCACUAAAAUAAGAUUAGACUCCUAGAAAUAGAUUAUAUUUCUAUAGAUUGUAUUUAUGGCUAGACUACUUACUAUGAGUUACCUGUUAGUCACAAGUUCUUUAGAAAUGAGCACUUUUCAAUUAAACAGCAGCAGUGGCUCCUCUAAUGUUACCGGUCACUAUUUCUGACUGGUGGUGUUUUUGUUUUUACCAUACACAAUAUAUGCUUUUUAGUGGUAACUAUUUACUGGAAUUGUAAUCAAGUGAUGCACUUUAAAUCUAAUAAUAAUAAUCAUAAAUUAAAUUUAUAUAACACACUUUAAAAUACAGCGAAAUCUCAAGGUGCUUCACAAAAAGGGUAAAACAAUCAUAAUAAAAUGUUUACAAUUCUAAACAAUUUACACAAAAGAACCAUGCAAUUAAAAGUGUUAAAUAAGAUAAAUAAAAUCUACAGACAAAAUAUUUCAAGGCCCAAGUUAAAAAGUAUAUAAAAUUAGAGACAGAAUCUGAAUUUAAAAAAAAUUAUAUAUGAAACUUUGAGUACACUGUAAUGGCUUUUUUUUUUAUAUAACAGUAAUAACUUUUUAAUAAAGACUGGUCUUUUGUAUUUCACGGCACUUUUAAAAGAAGGUGAUAUAUAAUCAUUACAAUAUUUUAAUAGUCAAAUAUUAUUCAUACGUUUUAAAUAUUAUUAUUAAAUAGUUUCAAUUGAUAGAAAAUUCAGAAUAAAAUGUAACCAGAACAUAACAAAUUAGUGACCGCUAGUGCUUAUUUUAGAUGAACUUGUAUCAGCUCCCAGAUAAAUGAGGUUGACUAACAAUAAAAUAAGUACCUUUUUAGUGCCUAUUGAAGCUUUUAGAAUAAAUGUUAAAAGGACCUGCCAUUGUUGUGAAGACAUAAACUAUUUUUGUAUACAGUGCAGCUUCAUACAAGCAAUAUCUUCUACUCCCCUGUAUGUGUGGUGAAAAUGAAAGACUUGAAUUAUUGCCAAAGCACUUUUAUUGUUUAGUUUUCUAAUUGUAGAGGAGAAACUUAACCUUAGCCCAGCAUUGUAUGAAGUAUGAAGGUAAUGCUAACCCAAACCCUUUACUUGAACUUUCUGAUUUUUUUAAAAAAAUUUUUGCUUAACAGGGUGCACCAAUAUGUUGCUGCUGUUGUGUUUUAAUUUUUGCUCUGUUGUUUUAUUUGGCUGACAUUUCCCCCAUAUCAGCCGAUACCAAGAUGCAUUUGAAUAACAAUCUUAAUGCAGCUGCAGGCAUAAUCAUGAAGAUAAUCAUUACAUGCUGUAUACAUAGCUUAAUAUUAGCAGAACAAACAUUUCCAGAAUUAUACUGAUAUUGUUUUUCAAAGCUACUAUUAGCCAGUCUUCUUAUAUAUUGGUGCAUCCCAAUUUAAUAAUCUCACAGAUGUUGCAAAAUAUCCACAAUAAUAGAACUAAUUUAUCAGAUUAAUGUGUCUGGUGGCCAUACACUUUAUUAAGUUAAUUGAGUAAUUAAGAUGUUUGCCGGCUACCAUUUCUUUUAUCUGCAAUGUAAGAACUGUAACUUCUGACACGUGCAGGGCUUACGACCAAUGCUUGUGUUCUCCAGCAGAGUCAAUAAUAUCCCAGCGAAUAAGCUAUUGUAAUAAGCUCGCCUAAUAUAGAGGCAUAUUCUCAAGGACUGUUGGGUGGACUUUGUCAGAUAUGAAAGCAAAUUCAUAUGCUUGAUGCUUCUUUAUUUACACAGAACAAGAACAAACCCAGCUAUUUACUGGAUUCAAUGAUUUUAUUUUUGCACUGUAUCUACAGAUCUGUGAAAAAGUUGCAUUUGUGUCUCCUUGUGCAUCUAAUUUUUGUAAAGUAUUCGGGCCAUGAGUUGUGAUCUUCAUUCCAUCUUGUUUUCUUGACCGUUUGCUAGAAUAUCAGAGAUGAGUAUCUCUGAAUUAAACUAUUCUGUAGCACAAAUGUUUUAUAACAAUGUUUGCAUUUAUUGAAUGAAAUAACACAAUCUCUCCUACA